Messenger RNA from Chanos chanos (milkfish), 1080 nucleotides. RefSeq names its product kelch domain containing 8B (gene klhdc8b). Gene Ontology annotation, cellular component: intercellular bridge; cellularization cleavage furrow; midbody. Gene Ontology annotation, biological process: nuclear chromosome segregation; mitotic nuclear division; mitotic cytokinetic process. Gene Ontology annotation, molecular function: protein binding. Bases 1 to 1080 code for a protein of 359 amino acids. NCBI's taxonomy places the organism in Eukaryota, Metazoa, Chordata, Actinopteri, Gonorynchiformes, Chanidae. The record is from RefSeq and is a predicted model, not a curated record. The transcript is spliced from 5 exons.
AUGCCCAUCCCAGAGAUGGCAUUGAGCCCUGUUAAAUCGCUGUACUGGGAGGUGUUCCCCCCAAUGGCCACGAGGAGAGUCUACUGUACCCCUGUGCUCCAGGCAGGCCUGCUAUAUGUGCUGGGGGGAUGCAGUGAGAGCAGCAUGCCCCUGGAUUCUGCCGAAGUCCUGGAUCUGGAGACUCAACGUUGGUGCCAGCUGCCUCCUUUACCGACAGCCAGAGCUGGAGCCUCAGCAGUAGCAGUUGGAGGCCAGGUGUUAGUGAUGGGUGGCAUGGAUGCCCAGCAAAACCCACUGGCCUCUGUGGAAGUGUAUCAUCCUGAUGAGGGAAAGUGGGAAAGAAAGGCCGGAUUGGGACAGCCUUCCAUGGGCAUCACAGCUUUGGAAAAAGAUGGGAAGGUGUAUGCUCUAGGGGGGAUGGGGGCAGACACUACGCCCCAGGCUUUGGUGAGAACUUACGAGCCAACAAAGGACCAAUGGCUGCCUCUAGCCUCCAUGCCUACACCUCGCUAUGGUGCUUCGUCUUUCCUGCGCGGGAACAAGAUUUACGUUCUGGGGGGGCGUCAGGGCAAGCUGCCGGUCACAGCGUUUGAGGCCUUUGACCUGGAGGUGAAGAGCUGGACUCGUUUCCCGUGUAUUCCCAGUCGCAGGGCCUUUUCCAGUUGUUCUGCAACUGAGAGAAACUUCUUCAGUUUGGGAGGACUGCAGCAGCCUGGCCCCCACAACUUCUACUCCAGACCACACUUCGUCAGCACCGUGGAGGAGUAUGAUAUGGAGCAGGGUGUAUGGCUGAAGCCCACACGAAGCUCUCGCAUGAGAGAGAAGAGGGCAGACUUUGUGACUGGGUGUCUUGGCGGAUGGGUCAUUGCUGCAGGGGGUUUAGGAAACCAGCCAUCUCCACUGGCCUCAGUGGAGAGCUAUAACCCUGUGAAGAGGAGGUGGGAGCAUGUUGCUCCCCUGCCCAGCCCACGCUGCUCCUGUGCCUCCCUACAGACACCUAACAUGCUGUUCCUCAUAGGAGGAGUCAACCAAGGCCCCAGUGACGCUGUGGAAGCCCUCUGCCUGAGAGAGAGUGUCUGA